Molecule: messenger RNA, 1465 nt
Organism: Momordica charantia (bitter melon)
Lineage: Eukaryota; Viridiplantae; Streptophyta; Magnoliopsida; Cucurbitales; Cucurbitaceae
Gene: REV7
Product: DNA-binding HORMA family protein
Cellular component (GO): zeta DNA polymerase complex
Source: RefSeq, a predicted model, not a curated record
UUGAUGCCGUCUACGGCAGGUCGCCGGAUUCGCAAGCCUCAGCCAGAGACUGCUGCAAUUUGAACUCGACUAUUUCCUGCCCAACGCCGUCCAACCCUGCAAAAGCCGCACCAUUUACAGAUAAGAAUCGGGACAAUUCGCUUUGCUUAUACCAGAGCAGGAGCUUAAAGGAACACCACCCAUAUUUUUCAAAUGAAGCGUGUUCGAGAAGAUUUGCAUAAUUGGCUUAACUAUUUGACCAUCUAGUGUGAAGACCGUAGCUCUUUAUUUUAUCUAGCCAAUGGACUGCAGAGACAAUAAAGUACCGCCUCAAGGUGAAACUGUUCAGAUUCUAGUUGAAUUCUUGGAGGUGGCCAUUACAUCUAUUGUCUUCCUCAAAGGCAUUUACCCUUCUGGUGCUUUUGAAAGAAGAAGGUACAUGAAUGCGGUGGUUCAGAUGGCUCGUCAUCCUGAGCUGCAGGAUUACAUCCACUCAACUGUUUCAGGGCUAGUGCCUUUCAUCCAAAAGGGGCUGGUAGAGAGAGUGGCAGUUAUAUUCUUCAACGGUGAAAAUAUCCCAGUGGAAAGUUUUAUUUUCAAGCUCAUGGUGAACCAGUCUUAUGAGUCAAAGGUCGAGGAUUCCGAUCUAGAGUUUGCCUUAAGAUCAUUCUUGAUCAAGCUCUCUGUCUCUGGACCUUUAACCAAGGUUCUUCCUCCUGAUUGCAGAUGGGAAAUAACUGCCUACUUCAAAAUGCUCCCAAGUUCCAGCACAAGUAAGGAUGCAGAGUUAUGGAUUCCAACGGAUACAAAGCAAUGGCAACAACCACCAGUAAUCACCCCCAUCAAGUCUAUGAACAGCCAACCUCUGAGUUUGCAGUUAUAUCUAGAACAUCCUAGCUUAUCUGAGCCAAAACCUUGAAGAGGGACAGGGAGGAUUACUGUGAAAAGAUUUUGCCUAGAUUUUUCAAAUGGAAGGCUUCUUCAGCUUGUAUUUUAGAUCAUGUGGAGUCUCCUACAACAAUUGUUCCUUUAGCACAUGGGUUUGGAUGAAGGUGACAUAAACUUGAAUUCCAGGUCACAUAUGAGGAUUCAAGUAAGAGAUCUGAAAACAUAUGUCAGAACCCAGAAACCAUUGUGUAAGAAUGGUUGACAAGGUUGGGUCCAUUAUGAGGCAGAAGUUGGAGUUAGAUCUGAUGCAGUGAAAAGAAAAAGGGGUUGCUGUUGCUGUUUGUUUGGUAGAUUAAUGAGAGACAUCAUGGGGUUGGGGUUCGAGGGUGGAUCCCAGGUUGUCAGGCCUGCUGCUGCUCCUGUGGCUGUCUUCAUUCAUGAUGGCAAUGACAUAACUUCCAUCCCACUCUCUUUUCUUUUUUUUAGCUGAGAUGUAAUGAGUGAAAAUCAGAGAUGAAUAUGGAUUCUCUGAAACCUUUCAGACUCUCGGAGAAUAGUAAUAGUAAUAAUAUGCUGACACUUCCUUUUCUCUUCUCCA